This is a messenger RNA of Monopterus albus (swamp eel), 4632 nucleotides long. Its product is annotated as monocarboxylate transporter 1-like. NCBI's taxonomy places the organism in Eukaryota, Metazoa, Chordata, Actinopteri, Synbranchiformes, Synbranchidae. Gene Ontology annotation, cellular component: basolateral plasma membrane. The coding region runs from base 255 to 1718 and encodes 487 amino acids. Gene Ontology annotation, molecular function: lactate:proton symporter activity. The transcript has 6 exons. Gene Ontology annotation, biological process: plasma membrane lactate transport. The record is from RefSeq and is a predicted model, not a curated record.
GACUGGUUAUCAGUAGUAGUAGUCUGUGGUACCCGGAGAGCUGCGUCUGGACCGUCUAGUAGCAGUUUAAGGACAACCCGGGAGACAUCCGCACACGCCAAACCAAGCCUCCACUGGACAAAGCCGAUCCGGCGAAAAACCGCGGUCCUGUUUUGAGUGGUGAUCACAGUUCAGCUGGUCAGGCUUUCUCCAGUCCUGUGAAGCUCCAGCAGCAGCAUUCAACUCGUCUGUCUCUUCCUUCUUGGUGAACAGACAUGCCUCCAGCAGUGGGUGGGCCUGUGGGGUACACACCUCCUGAGGGUGGCUGGGGCUGGGCGGUGGUAGUGGGGGCCUUCAUCUCAAUUGGCUUCUCCUAUGCCUUCCCUAAAUCCAUCACAGUGUUCUUCAAAGAAAUAGAGGUUAUCUUCGAUGUCACACCCAGUCAGGUGUCCUGGAUCUCCUCAAUCAUGCUGGCCGUCAUGUACGGAGGAGGUCCAAUCAGCAGUAUCCUUGUGAACAAAUAUGGCAGUCGACCAAUCAUCAUCCUCGGCGGUUGCCUGGCAGGCUCAGGACUCGUUGCCGCCUCCUUCUGCAACACGGUGGCGCAGCUCUACUUCUUCAUAGGAGUAGUGGGAGGUUUGGGACUGGCAUUCAACUUGAAUCCAGCCCUCACUAUGAUCGGGAAAUACUUCUACAAGCGGCGGCCAAUCGCCAAUGGCAUCGCUAUGGCAGGCAGCCCUGUGUUUCUGUCCACCCUGGCUCCAAUCAACUCCUGGCUGUACGAUCAGUUUGGGUGGAGAGGCAGCUUCCUCAUCCUGGGAGGACUGCUGCUUAACUGUUGUGUGGCCGGCUCCCUCAUGCGCCCUAUUGGGCCCAAACCUCAGCUGGCCAAACCUGACUCAGAGGCAUCCGGGGCUGUAGGUUCAGCUCAGCCACAGCCUAAGACAAUCUUGCAGAAAAUCAACUCCUUCAUUGACCUGACGCUGUUCAAACACCGUGGCUUCCUGCUGUACCUGAUGGGCAAUGUCAUCAUGUUUUUCGGCCUCUUUGCGCCACUCGUCUUCCUCUCAAAUUUUGCCAAGAACAAGGACAUCAGUAAAGAGAAGGCGGCCUUCCUGCUCUCAGUGCUGGCUUUUGUCGAUAUGUUUGCCCGGCCCUCCAUGGGGCUGCUGGCCAACACCAAGUGGGUCCGGCCCAGGAUACAGUACUACUUCGCUGCUGCUGUCCUUUACAACGGAGUGUGUCACGUGCUGGCGCCGCUGUCAGUGGAUUACACUGGAUUUGUGGUCUACGCCAUCUUCUUUGGUUUUGCUUAUGGCUGGCUGAGUGCUGUGUUGUUUGAGACCCUCAUGGACCUGGUGGGGGCCCAGAGGUUCUCCUCAGCUGUGGGUCUGGUCACUAUAGUGGAGUGUGUACCGGUGCUGUUGGGCCCACCGCUAACAGGUAGUUUUUAUGACUACUACAAGCACUAUGACUACACCUAUAUUUCCUGUGGCAUCAUCCUCAUGGUCGCAAGCGUCUUCCUCUUUGUGGGGAUGGGCAUCAACUACCACCUGCUGGCACGAGAGAAGAGGGAGGAAGAAAGAAAAGAAAAGGAGGAACGCGCUGCUAUGCUAGCACCCCCCCCUCAAUCAAAACCAGAUGAGAACGUCCUAGCCGACGUGACACUGGAGGAAGUUGCCAAGAUGGACGAGGACACGAUCAACAACCCUGACCAGAUAUCCAGUGUACUGGCAUAGACGUACCAGAACGUUCACAUUUGAGAAGCUUGAAACAAAGUUGUUUUUGCUUAAAAUGAUUAAAUGAUUCACAUUUCAGAAAUGAUUGCUUGUUUUUUUAAUUUGUCAGUCACCACAGUUCUAUUAACUGUGUGAUCUAGUCCGUUCCUCUGCCAUGGAGUUCAUUAUUGUUUAGACUGGCUGUGUCUGAAUCACUGCUCACUCAUUAUUUCUUAUACAACAGUUCUUCACAGCUAUGCAGGAAGUAGCGUGUACAGUUGUGCUCAUACGUUUACAUACCCUGGCAGAUUAAAAAAAAUUUUUUUUUUUUUGCCUAUUUUGCAGAGAAUAUGAAUGAAGACACAAACUUUUCUUUCAGUCAUGGUUGGUGUUUGGCUGAAGCUGUUUAUUGUCAAACAACUGUUUAUUCUUUUAAAUCAUGACAACAAACUACCCAAAUCAUCCUGAUCAAAAGUUUACAUACCCCACUUCUUAAUAUUGUGUAUUUCCCCCUUUAACAUCAAUGACAGCUUGAAGUCUUUUGUGGUAGUUGUGGAUGAGUCUCCUUAUCUUUUCAGAUGGUAAAGCUGCCCAUUCUUCUUGGCAGAAAGCCUCCAGUUUCUGUAAAUUCUUGGGCUGUCUUGCAUUAACAGCACAUUUGAGAUCUCCCCAGAGUGGCUCAAUGAUAUUAAGGUCAGGAGAUUGAGGUGGCCACUCCAGAACCUUUACUUUAUUCUGCUGUAGCCAAUGACUGGUCGAUUUGGCCUUGUUUUGGAUCAUUGUCAUGUUGGAAUGUCCAGGUACGUCCCAUGCACAGAUUCCGGGCCGAUGAGUGUAAAGUUUCCUCAGUAUUUUUUGAUAACAUAGUGCAUUCAUCUUGCCAUCAAUUUUGACCAAAUUUCCUGUGCCUUUGUAGCGCUCACAUCCCCAAAACAUCAGCGAUCCAUCUCCGUGUUUCACUGUAGGAAUGGUGUACCUUUCAUCAUAGGCCAUAGGUUGUGGCCAAAAAGUUCCAUUUUGGUCUCAUUACUCCAAAAGACUUUGUGCCAGAAGGUUUGAGGCUUGUCUCUGUGCUGUUUGGCAUAUUGUAAGCGGGAUACUUUGUGGCAUUUGCGUAGUAAUGGCUUUUUUUUUUUUUUUCUGGCAACCCGACCAUGCAGCCCAUCUUUCUUCAAGUGCCUCCUUAUUGUGCAUCUUGAAACGGCCACACCACAUGUUCUCAGAGAGCCCUGUAUUUCACCUGAAGUUAUUUGUGGGUUUUUCUUUGCAUCCCAAAUAAUUUUCCUGGCUGUUGUGGCUGAAAUUUUAGUUGGUCUACCUGACCGUUGUUUGGUUUCAACAGAACCUCUCAUUUUCCACAUCUUAAUUAGUUUGAACACUACUAAUUGGCAUUCUCAGUUCCUUGGAUAUCUUUUUAUAUCCCUUUCCUGUUUUUAUACAGUUCAACUACCUUUUCCUGCAGAUCCUUUAACAAUUCUUUUGUUUCCCCAUGACUCAGAAUACAGAAAUGUGAGUGCAGUACUGUAUUAAAGAUGCAAGAUCUGUCAGGAGUCCAGAAACUCAUUGACCUUUUAUGCACACUAAUUACCAGCAAACGGAUCAAGGUGAAGAUGGUUGCCUUUUAAUUGCCAUUCACACCUGUUUGUCUCAUGUCAUCAGGCCAAAAUCACCAGGGUAUGUAAACCUUUGAUCAGGGUGAUUUGGGUAGUUUAUGAUUUUAAAAAGAGUAAACAGUUGUUUGACAAACGGCUUCAGCCAAACACCAACCAUGACUGAAAAAAGUUGUUUUCAUUCAUAUUCUCUGCAAAAUGGCCAAAAAAAUCUAAAAUCUGCCAGGGUAUGUAAACUUAUGAGCACAACUGUAUGCACUGGACACUGCCUGUUGUGAUUCCAUUGAGGGCACUAGACUGUCCGAUGUGGUAGUUACUCACUAUAUUAAAAAUGGGUAGUGAUUUCUGAUGCAGCCAGUUAAAAACAGCCAGCCACUGGCCUUAACACAGCAUUGCAGCUUCUUUUGUGCUGGUCCCAUGUGCACAUCCUGCUGCCAGAAAUACUUGCUGUGUAGUUACCUGCAGCAGAAAGUGGUUGCUAAUCGCCUUUCUUUGCUGCAGUGCCCAUGAAAUGUAAUAUUAAUGAACUGAGCUGCAGACAAACACUGUUUUGGUCUUUUCAUGGAGUUUGACAAACUUUAUAAUAUGACCAAUUUUUCCCCUCUAAACUGAAGACAGGCCUGUUAAAAUGAAAAAGGAAAAUGUUUCUGCAAUACAGCGUUAUUAAACUCCCUGAUGUGUGGUCAGUUGCACCAAAGUUUUCCUCUUCACAGAAAAAUGUCUGCGUAGGGGAGGCAAGAGGGAACACUGAAGUGGGAACGUAAAUUAAUGUGAGGAUGCACUUUGUUUGAAAGCCGUUAGUGAUUUUUAUACCAUGACCAAAAGUAGUUUAGACGGUGUAGGUUGUCUAACAGUAAAUGUUGUUUGUGACAGAAGGCAGUGUCUAAGGUACUGUGGGAGAAUACUUUCUCUCAUUCUGCCCUCGUACUUGAAUAAGAAAUGGUCUCAGUUUUGCACUGGAACAUGGACAGGUCAUUGUUUCAGAUAUAGUAGAGAAGUGAUCUGCACUGCAGACAGGCCUGUGUGUGUGUGUGUGUGUGUUCACAUUCCCCUGUCCAUCAGUUUCAUUUAUUCAGUCUGAUUUACUGGAAUUAAGAAUUGCCUAAAACCUUCAGUUAUUUUGCCUUUGAGACCAGUAACUGAAGAGAAGCUGACACAUCAAAAAGUCUAACAGAACAAUUUUGGCAUUUUCCAGUGAAGGGGAUUUAAAAACAGUACUGUGUAUAGCGGCACACCUCUUGUUUUUAAGAACAUAUGUUUCUGAAAACUAACUUUCUUUCAUAGAUGUUUUUGUUUGUGACUGAAUAAAAGGAUUUUGACGAUGA